AUGAAGUGGACUAUCAUCUCAUCGCUCUUCGCACAGAGCACUGCCGUGCUCGCAGAUUUCCAUCUGGUGCCGGUCCAUUUCCAGGCUCCAUCCAUUGAGCAUUUCCAAGACAUCAUUCGCAAUGAGACCUAUGACUUUGGCUGCCGACCAGCCAUCCUUCCGACAGAGGACGGCUUUAAGCUUCAUGCAUUCCUGACGGAGGAGCAAAUCGACCAUUUCACCGAGGAGCACAGUUCCACUGAGCUCUCCAUACACAAGAGCUUGUUCAAGAGACAGGCGGAUACUGCCCCCAUCGGGACCGGAGAUCGAUUCGAGGGAGGUAACAUCGCUCCGCUGGGCCUGGGAACGAAAACGGCGGGCUUGAGGAUCGACACACUUUUGAACGUGGGUGAGAUCAGCAGCGCAGUCCAAGGUCUUGUCAAUAAAUACGGUGUCUCCACAGUUGAUCUUCCACAUAAGACAUUCGAAGGUGCGACACAAUUUGCCGGAUAUGUUGGGGGCUCAGACAAAUCCAAGUACCACCUCUACCUCACAGCGGGUUCCCAUGCGCGCGAACGUGGCGGCCCUGACCAACUCAUCUACUGGAUCUCCGAUCUCCUGGCGGCGAACAGAACCGGAAGUGGCCUCAAGUACGGCAACAAAACCUAUACAAACGCUCAAGUAGCAUCGAUUGUUGACGCUGGAAUCGUCUUUUUCCCUCUGGUAAAUCCGGACGGCGUCACAUACGACCAGAGAACCGGAUCACUAUGGCGCAAAAACCGAAACACCAAGUCCGGAACUGGCAGCGCCGCCGGUGUUGACAUCAACCGCAACUUCGAUUUCUUGUGGGAGUUCGAGAAGUACUUCGACCCGUCCGCAAACCCGGCAUCUACUUCGCCAAGCGCGCAGACGUUCCGCGGGACCGCGCCCGAGUCUGAGGCAGAGGCCAAGAACCUGGUCUCUAUCUAUGACGAGUUCCCAAAUAUCCGCUGGUACAUGGACAUCCACUCCGCGACAGGUGAUAUCCUCUACCCAUGGGGUCACGACGAAGGCCAGAGCACGGACACGAGCCUGAAUUUCCUCAACCCGGCGUGGGAUCGCAAGCGAGGCGUCCUGGGUGAUACCUACAAGGAGUAUAUCCCAUCGACGGACGACAGCAACCUGCGGACUGUUGCCGCCAGGUCAGUGGCAGCCAUGAGCGCUGUCGGUGGUCGCUCAUAUUCAUCCGGGCCAGGUGUGGGGUUGUAUCCUACAUCUGGGGGCGUGGCCGACUACACGUUUAGUAGAUACUGGGGAAUCGAGGGGGCCAACAAGGUGUAUAGCUUCACUCUGGAAUUUGGGUAUCCCACAAAUUUCUAUCCUACGCUGCAAGAGUUCAACGAGAAUAUCCUUGACACCAAUGCGGGGUUUACAGAUUGGGCAUUGUCUGCUAUUGAAGUAGGGUUGGAAUGAUCAUAGUAGUGCCAGUGGUGCAUUACUUACCAUGUAACUUGCAAAUGGAGCAAUGCUCUCUGGUUGGUGUAUCUUACCCAUAUAAAGCCCUCAGAGUCCUAACCAUGUUCCCUCGGCGACUUUUAU
This is a messenger RNA of Diaporthe batatas, 1557 nucleotides long. RefSeq lists its product as uncharacterized. The record is from RefSeq and is a predicted model, not a curated record. The transcript has a single exon. Bases 1 to 1431 code for a protein of 476 amino acids. NCBI's taxonomy places the organism in Eukaryota, Fungi, Ascomycota, Sordariomycetes, Diaporthales, Diaporthaceae. Gene Ontology annotation, biological process: proteolysis. Gene Ontology annotation, molecular function: metallocarboxypeptidase activity; zinc ion binding.